Molecule: messenger RNA, 552 nt
Organism: Aspergillus bombycis
Lineage: Eukaryota; Fungi; Ascomycota; Eurotiomycetes; Eurotiales; Aspergillaceae
Product: interferon alpha-inducible IFI6/IFI27 family protein
Exons: 2
Coding region: 1-552 (183 amino acids)
Cellular component (GO): membrane
Source: RefSeq, a predicted model, not a curated record
AUGACGAAUCUUUCGACAUCUUUGUCCUUUGAACUUCAUUUCAACCUCGUCAAGAACUGCAACUCGACCCAUUCCGAUUCUAGGAUUAUUGCUACAACCACUAUGCAACGUCUACGACAGGCAACGGCAUCAACGAUCUCUUUUGGACAGACGGUUGGUCGAGAUCAUCCAAAAGCCCUGGCCGCUGGCAGCGCGGGACUAGCACUCGCAAUGGUACCUAUCACCGGCCCUCUAGUACUAGGAGCCGUCGGUUUCAGCGCUACGGGGCCAGUGGCGGCUUCCCUAGCUGCCGCAUGGCAGUCUUCAAUUGGGUGUAUCCAAGCCGGGAGUUUGUUUGCCACCUUACAAGGAGCUGCAAUGGGAGGUGCUGCCGCGGGAACAUUUACGACAGCCUCGAAUAUUGGGUUUGGGAUAAUGGGGUCUGCGGCAGUUGGAGCCAAAUUGGCCGGGAAGAAAGGUGGAAAUCCGGCAGAAGAUAACGAUGACAGCUCUAGUGAAGGAAACCUUCAUGACGGCAGUUGUCCUGAUGAACUUACAGCAACUGACCCCUAA